AUGUCGGGCAACCAAAUCGAGCCGCCCUUCAGUCAGGGCUUUGGCUAUGGGUACAUCAUCGGUGUCGGUGCCCUCUUCGCCAUCGGCAUGUGUGUGGUAUCCUGGGGGUUGAGCCACUUCUUCGCCGAAAAGCAGACGUCUGAAAUGUUUAUGACGGGCAAGAGAUCGGUCAAAACUGGCUUGACAGCUUCCGCCGUCGUCUCGUCGUGGACGACGGCUGCUACCAUGCUCACAUCGACCACCGAGGGCUAUCUGUUUGGCAUAUCCGGGCCUUUCUGGUACGGCGCUGGAGCUUCGGUGCAAAUCCUCCUCUUCUCGGUUGCCGCCAUUGAGCUGAAGCGCAAAGCCCCAAACACGCACACGCUGUUGGAAUUUGUACGCACGCGCUACGGAGCCGCAGCCCAUUGCGUUCUGGGCUUCUAUUCUCUCUUCUUUAUCUGCGUCAUGGGCAUCAAUCUCCUCGUGGGAGGCUCCGCCGUGUUCGCAACUCUUACGGGGAUGAACCAAGAUGCGGCGUGCUUCCUCUUCCCCGUGGGCGUGGUACUAUAUUCUCUGGCGGGAGGACUCAAAGCGACCUUUUUGACGGAUUGGGUGCAUACAGUGGUCAUCUACAUGAUCAUGUUGAUGUCUCUUUUCGUGGUAUACUCUACCUCGAAGGUGGUCGGCUCGCCCAGCGUCAUGUUUGAUCUCCUGACGGAAGCUGCACAACUCCAUCCCGUGGGUGGCAACCAAGACGGGUCAUAUCUCACCAUGAGAAGUGUCCAAGGAGGCUUCCUGGGCCUGAUCUUCGCUGGAGCUGGGUUCGGCGGCUGCGUUGACCCUCAACUCGCCCAGAAAGCCAUUGCUGCCAACCCGGCCAGCACCCUGAUGGGCUAUCUCUUCGGUGGCACCGCAUGGUUUUCCAUUCCAUUCUGUCUGGCCACGACUUACGGUCUUCUCGCCGCGGCGACCGAACAUCUCCCUGCUUUUCCCACAUAUCCAAACCGGAUGAACGCCUUCGAGGUUGCUUCUGGCAUGGCAAUGCCUUACGGUGCCAUGGCGGUGAUGGGUAACGGUGGCGCAGCUGCUAUCCUGACCAUGAUCUUCAUGGCGGUAACGUCCUCCUUUUCCUCCGAGACCAUGGCUGUCACUGCUUUCAUGACAUACGAUGUCUAUCAAGCCUACAUCAACCCCAAGGCCACCGGAAAGCAGCUCGUUCGGUUUGGUCAUUUCAUGGUGCCGGCUUUUGCUGUCUUUGCCGCCGCAAUUGCAGUCGGACUGAACCAUGCAGGAUUCAACGUCUCAUUCAUUGUCACGGCCGUCGGUAUCUUUGUCGACGGUGCUUUCAUUCCCAUGGCCUGUUCGAUUUUCUGGCGUAAACAGAACCUCCUCGCCGUCACACUGUCACCCAUCAUCUCGUCGAUCGCGGGUAUCCUCGCGUGGUUCUUGGUCGCAAGACACGAAUCGGGUCAUAUCUCCAUUACCACGCUUUCAAGCAAUCUCGCCCUUGUUGCUGGAAACAUGAUGUCUCUUCUCGGGCCGGUCGUGCUGGUGCCGUUGUUGACCUUCAUCAAGCCAGACAACUAUGAUUGGGAAUUACUCAAAAAGAUCAAACUGGCAGAAGACGCCCUCGAUGGCACCGCAGGGCUCGAAUCCCCGCCACAGUUUCACGUCGUGGCAGAAGAGACCAUGAGGAGUCCCUCGGAGGUCCAGCGCGAAGAUGAAAACGCCAUGCUCCUCCGAGCAAGGAGGAAUGCAAUCUGGGUAUCCGUCGGCUUGACAUUGGCCUACGUGCUCCUAUGGCCUAUUCCCAUGUAUGGUAGCCGCUACGUGUUUAGCAAGCAUUUCUUCAUCGGCUGGAUUGUCGUGGCCUUCCUCUGGGCCUUCUACGCAUCGACCGUCAUCACGUUGCUUCCCAUCUGGGAAGGACGGAGGAGCAUCGUCGCAUUCUGCCGGUUCCUCAUCACGCCAAAGGCCAAGAGACUCGAAGCCACGGCCGAAAUCGUGGAGAAAUCCCACGUCUCGGAAUCAAAAUCAGCAGCAGGUCAAGUGACGAUGGUGGCGACCCAUCCUGAGAAAGGGGCUUCGGCGCAGGACAGCGAAACCCUCGAAAAUUAA
This is a messenger RNA of Fonsecaea nubica, 2097 nucleotides long. Its product is annotated as adenosinetriphosphatase. The transcript has 7 exons. NCBI's taxonomy places the organism in Eukaryota, Fungi, Ascomycota, Eurotiomycetes, Chaetothyriales, Herpotrichiellaceae. Bases 1 to 2097 code for a protein of 698 amino acids. Gene Ontology annotation, cellular component: plasma membrane. Gene Ontology annotation, molecular function: putrescine transmembrane transporter activity; spermidine transmembrane transporter activity; urea transmembrane transporter activity. The record is from RefSeq and is a predicted model, not a curated record. Gene Ontology annotation, biological process: putrescine transport; spermidine transport; urea transmembrane transport.